Gossypium raimondii (Peruvian cotton) is the source of this 1585-nucleotide messenger RNA. Its product is annotated as DNA-damage-repair/toleration protein DRT111, chloroplastic. The record is from RefSeq and is a predicted model, not a curated record. Gene Ontology annotation, cellular component: precatalytic spliceosome. Gene Ontology annotation, molecular function: RNA binding. The transcript has 2 exons. Gene Ontology annotation, biological process: mRNA cis splicing, via spliceosome. NCBI's taxonomy places the organism in Eukaryota, Viridiplantae, Streptophyta, Magnoliopsida, Malvales, Malvaceae. The coding region runs from base 121 to 1269 and encodes 382 amino acids.
UUAAAAAUUUCUCUAAAUUUCUUUUGAUACCGAAAAUUUUUUAUAUAUAGAUUUACCAUCGCAAUUUUUGCUUUGUCAAUCUCUGGUUUUUCUUGGGAAAAAGUAAAGAAGUGAGUACAAAUGCUUGGUGGUUUGUACGGAGAUCUACCGCCGCCGUCCGAUGAGGAUAACCAACCAAGCAGUAACGCCACGGUAUGGUCAAGCAGUACAAAGAUGGCUCCUCCCACUCUCCGCAAGCCUUUCUCCGGCUUUGCUCCGCCGCAGACUAUCAUCAGAUCCCAAAACAAACCCAAAAACCCUAUUCCCAAAACAACAACCUCUUCUUCCGUUUCCAUCUCCGUGUCGCCUUCCCCCGUGGCGGUUGCACCCGACGGAAUGGUGCAACAUCAGCCUGCACUUGUGGGCGUCACUUCCAGUGUAAUCGAAGAGUAUGACCCAGCCAGGCCCAAUGAUUACGAGGAAUACCGGAGGGAGAGGAAGAGGAAAGCUAUGGAAGAGGAGAUGAGGAGGGAAUUGGAGAGAAGGCGGAGGGAAGAAGAGGAAAGGGAGAGGGAAAGAGAAGAGAGGGAAAGAGAGAGAGAAAGAGAUUUCAAUGAUUCCAGGCUGAAUAUUUCAGGCGAGGAAGCUUGGAGAAGGCGUGCUGCUAUGAGCGGUGGGGUUCCAAGGUCCCCAUCUCCGCCGCCGGGAAAAGCCGAGGGUUUCACCAUUGGGAAGUCGGAGACAAGUGGACUAGGAGUUGGGGCAGGUGGGCAGAUGACUGCUGCCCAAAGAAUGAUGGCCAAAAUGGGGUGGAAAGAAGGUCAGGGUCUUGGAAAACAGGAGCAAGGGAUUACUACACCAUUGAUGGCCAAGAAGACUGAUAGGAGAGCUGGUGUAAUUGUGAACGCCAGUGAGACUUCUAAACCUGAUAAGAAGGUUAAGAGUGUUAGCUUCAAUGGCCCCCCUACUCGUGUUUUGCUGCUUAGAAACAUGGUUGGUCCUGGUGAGGUAGACGAUGAAUUAGAAGAUGAGGUUGGAUCCGAGUGUGCAAAAUAUGGAACUGUUACCCGAGUUCUGAUAUUUGAGAUAACAGAGCCAAAUUUCCCAGCCGAUGAAGCCGUCAGAAUCUUUAUUCAAUUCGAGAGAUCAGAGGAAACAACUAAAGCAUUAAUUGACCUCGAUGGACGGUUUUUUGGGGGGAGGGUCGUUAAAGCCUCAUUUUAUGAUGAAGAGAGGUUUGGUAAGAAUGAGUUGGCUCCGAUGCCGGGGGAAAUUCCGGGAUUUUCUUGAUGCAGUACAAAGUCCCCGAUGAGAUGGUUGAGUUAGUACAACCAUAAAUUGAAACAUAGACAAAACAGCAUUGUUUGCAUACUGCUGUGUUCAUCUGUUUUAUUGUUUGUGUUUCAUUAGGGUUUUAUGCCUUUGCUUUAUGAAGUUAACUUGUACUUAGACCUGUUCACAGGACUGAGUGGGUUCUAUCGAAGUUUGAAAGGGUUUAGGCAAAAAUUUUAAGACUCGAAAAAUGAGUUUAGACAAAAAAAAGUUAGGUUUAUUUAAAAUAUAGGCUUAGUUUAGUUUUGAAUAUUGAAGGUUUGAGCUUUGUCCA